Molecule: messenger RNA, 2147 nt
Organism: Drosophila takahashii
Lineage: Eukaryota; Metazoa; Arthropoda; Insecta; Diptera; Drosophilidae
Gene: upd2
Product: unpaired 2
Biological process (GO): embryonic development via the syncytial blastoderm; cell surface receptor signaling pathway via JAK-STAT
Source: RefSeq, a predicted model, not a curated record
ACAAAUUUUCGAGCGCCGCUGCAGCGGCAGUCACUUAGCCAUCAGCCGUCGAGCAGGAGAGAUCGUGGAGUGAUCAGUGAUCAGUGAUCAGUGAGUGAGCAGUGAGCAGUGAGCAGUGAGCAGCUCGCAGUUAACCGAUUGUGAUAGUUGGCCAGCUAGCCAGUUAGCCAAGUUAGUUAGUGUUAGUGUUAGGCGCUAGAGUGCGUGCUACCGGACCAAUGCCAGCCUUUACCUUAAACGUCAGCCAACAGAGCCAAAGUAGCAGCAGCAGCAGCAGCAGCCACUGGAGCCACAGCCACAGCCGCCAGUUGCUGCUGGUCAUCAUGAUCCUGGCCGCCGUGGUGCCACAGAACACCCAGGCCCGCCAUCUGAGGGACCAGGUGGCCCUGGACUAUGCCUACGAGGAGGACAACUCCUCCGGACGAUCGUCAUCUUCGUCGUCGGCUGGCGAUAUACUGCCCGCCUUCGAUGUGAAUCCGUAUCGCGGACUCGCCGAGAGCUUCGGCGAGGGCAGCUACGACAGCGAUCUCAGCCUGAGCGAGAGCAGCUACGAGGAGAUCGCCCAGGCGGCCAUCCGGGCGGCCAGGCGGGAGAUGCGUCGCCAGAGGACGCGGCACGCCCGCAGCCACAAUCUGCGGCUCUUCGCCAGCAAGUCGGAGGUGCCCGAGUGGGAGAAUCCCUGCGGCGGCACCUACACGGCGGACGAGAGCCUCGGCUCGGAUAGCAGUGCCAGCCAGGGACGAGUGAUCAAGCGCAAGCACCUCGAGAACCUGCGGAACAUCACGAUGAGCGAGUACCAAGACAUUACCCACCGCGCCACGCUGGAGUACGGCAGCCAUCAGCACUGGCAGCACGAGUACAAGUUCCUGCCGAACAUGACGAAGCCCACUAGUGCGGUGAAGCUAAAGACCUGGUACCGCCACAUGCAGACCUUCGUGGGCAGCUUCUCGUAUCUGGGACGGGCGCAGUACAAGUUCCGCAAGGACCAACAGAAGAGCAUCAACGAGGCGGUCACCAAGGAGCUGCACGACCUGCUGGUCAGCGCCCGCUACAUGCUCUGCGAGAUCGAGUCGACCAUCAACUCCUCGUACCCCAACAGCAACGGGGCCAAGCUGAGCCGCGUGAGCCGGCAGGCGAUGGAGGAUCGCCUCAAUUUCCACACCCCGGCCAAUGGAUCCGCGGAGGCGGACCAGCGGGACCUUAAAGUGAGCAAGGAGCUGUAUUUCCAGUAUCUGGACAAUGUUUGGAAGACGCUGCAUCGCGUUUUGCGGCGUCCGCGACGAAACAGCGGCGAAAGGCGUCACCUGGCGGCAGCCCGGGGAACCGGAUCAGGAUCAGGAUCGGGAGCGGGAGCGGGAGCGAGCGGCCUGCGGGCGGGCAGCUCGGAAAUGCUAGAUCUCGGGUCAUCGAAUGCCUCCGGAGCGGGCUCCUCGGCCGAGUCCUGAGCUGAAUUUGAGCCAGCCAAGCGCUCGAACAUCACGCCCUUCCAGUAUUACAGCUACAGCGAGCUUAGCAGCUUUUCGGCCCAGCAGUUAGAGCAGCUUUCCAGCUUCCAAGCCAAAUAGAGGACCACCCAUCCACCCACCCGACCAAGCCAACCAAGCCAACGGGAGAGAACGAAGAAUUUUUGUCGAAUGCCAUUUAGACACGUACUUUAGUAUUUAUUUAUUUAUUGAGCAUCGAGUAUUGAGCAUAUUGAGUAUUAGAGCGCCUUCCAUUCCAGUUGCCAAUCCAACGAAUCCACUCCAUUUCAGCAUUUCAACAUUUCAACAUUUUCCCAUUCCCCACACUUCCAUUCGGCCCAGUGCCACCCCUCGACUAUUUAUUUCCCAUUUAGAAUAUGGCUAUUAUUUUUUUUCUCUCUAUGUGUAGUAAUUUAUUUAUUUAUUUGUAUAUCAAUAUUGUAUUUAUAUAUAUAUAUAUCAAUUUAUUUGUGAACGGCGGCCAUGAAAGUUUGCCAGAAGAAAUGAAAAAACCAACAAAAAACCAGCCACAAACAAAAAAAUGCUUAAAUCUACUGUGAUUUAUUUUAAGUACUUUUUUUGAAUAGUUCUUAGUGAAUGUGACAAAUUGUGAAUUGUGAAUGAAAACGAAGCGAAGUAUUGUACAGACAUUAUUGUGCUUAGUUUUAAGUUUGUGCAAAAUAA